UUUUGCCAGCUAACUUGCUGUCACUAGCACAAGUAGAACUUAUUUAGACAACCUGAAAAUAUUUACUUCACACAUGUUUAUGACAUAGAAGAAUUUUUCCAUGACAGAAAUGUGUGUGUAGCUAGGUGACCACAAUUAAAAUUAUCAUCUAAGGAGUUAAGGGAGAAUAAAAAAAUUGAAUUUAGCUGUUGUUAUGAGGGCAAAUUCUUUUCUGGCCAAAUGACCAAUUUCAAAGAAGUUCAAGGGAGUUAAGAGGCACAUACCGUUGAUUCUGCAUCAGUUUGUCAGCUCCAUACCUGGCCUAGGACUGAAUAUUCUCUUGAACAUGCAAAUUUUCUGCAUAGGUCCUUCCCACAAUUUCUGAUUUGUUCUUAAUUAUACCAAAGAAGGAAAUAAACUCUGCGUCCUUGCAAAAUUUUCAUGGCUCUUCUGAUUUGGGGUGUUGCAGGGUGUAGCUAAUGCUCUGAAAAGGCUUCGGGAUUCCUGGAUGAAAGGUGUGAUGAAAGAAGUGUAUUGUUAUUGUUUUAGGGGAGGAAUCAUGCUACUGGGUAAGCCUCUGUCACUGAGACUUGCUGGACUUGUUUGUUCUGACUUGCCUAUGACUCCUUUCUUUCUUAAUUCGGGAGAUAAAGCCUCAAGUCUAUGCUGAGAUGCUGCACAGUGUGUUGCAGUGUUCAGGACAGUGGAUCUCCCAGAGAGAAGAGUUUCUUGCUGACCUCUCAGUGGUACCCAGAGGCAGUGAUCCAGAUGGACAGAGCAAUAAGGCGCAUAGAGCCAUGGAAGAUUGCAGUCAUUGUUGUAUCGGUGAUAGUAGGCUUAGCCCUUAUCAUUGGCUUGAUUACAUUUCUUUUGUGCCACGAUCAAGACAGAUAUUACAAUGCAUCUUUCCUAAUCACCAAUGUCGACUACAAUUCUCAGUAUGAAAGGCAAACUACAGAUGAGUUCAGAAACCUAAGUGAAGAUAUUGAAACCAUGAUGUCUGAAGUAUUCAGGGGGUCCUUUCUAAGUAAAAGAUACAUCAGGUCCCAUGUGGUCAGUCUAAGCCCAGAUCCUGUUGGAGUGCUUGCAUCUGUUGUUCUGGUAUUUAAAUUUCCCUCUGCUGACAGUGAAGCAGCGACCUGGGGUCAAGUCAACCGUGUGUUACUCAGAAGGCUGAAAGCAACAUCGACUUACCUGAAUGUUGACCAAUCUACCAUUAGACUCACAGAGUUGAACAAGGAAAAGGGAGAUAACCUUUUAAACAACUGCUGUGGAAUACGAAGACAGGCAUUCUCCUUCACAGGAGUGGAAAGAAUAACUGGUGGGCAGCGUGCGCGGGAGGGAGAAUGGCCAUGGCAGGCGAGCAUUCAGCUCGAUGGAACCCAUCGCUGUGGUGCAUCGAUCAUCAGUAACACCUGGCUGGUGACUGCAGCCCACUGCUUUAGAGGAGUAAGGGAUCCUCGGAGGUGGACUGCCAGCUUUGGAAUUCUGCUGAGGCCUCCAAAACAGAAGAAAUUUGUCCGGAGAAUUAUUGUUCACGAGAGAUACGGUGAUAAUCUCCUUGAUCAUGAAUAUGACGUGGCUGUCGUGGAACUUGCCUCUGCUAUUGAGUUCACAAGUGAUGUGCACAGUGUCUGCCUUCCUGAAGCAUCUCACAUUUUCCCAGACAACUCUUCCUGUUUUGUCACUGGCUGGGGAGCUUUGGAGAAUGAUGGCUAUAGUGUCAAUCAGCUUCGACAAGCAGAAGUGAGAAUUAUAAGUACUGCGGUUUGUAAUAGGAGACAAGUGUAUGGUGGAGCAAUAACACCUGGAAUGUUGUGUGCUGGAUAUUUGGAGGGGCAGGUGGAUGCUUGUCAGGGUGACUCUGGUGGGCCACUGGUGCACGCGAAUUCCAGAGGAAUCUGGUAUCUUGUGGGAAUAGUGAGCUGGGGAGAUGAAUGUGGCAAGCCAAAUAAACCUGGAGUUUAUACACGAGUGACUUACUAUCGAAACUGGAUCCACUCCAAAACGGGCAUCUGAAACCUGGAGCAGGUUAAGUUUUGUGGCCUGUGUACAGCUAUUCCUCUGACACAUCCUGCUCUGUGGUCACCCUCUAAGCAGCUGCUGGCUUAGCUUGUGGUCGUGUAUAAAGUACCUGUAAGCUGGGAGCAGUCUAGGACUUGAAACUGGCUUGGCCUACAGCCAGACAGGAACGGACUUGAUCCGUGUGACAUUUGUGUGUUCAGGAAGUAGUCUGUCAGUGGGACAACUGCCUUCAUCUAUAUGCAAUAUAUUGACCCUUUUUUCUCCAUGGCCACAUGUCAUGGCCCCAGCUUUUAUACCCAAGCAAAGUGUUUGAGCCCAAACAAUCAUCUACCAGCAACCAAGACAAGCCAUAACUGAAACCUGGCCCAUCCAUUUGCUGUGUGCUCACAAGGCCCUGUCUAUCCACAGACAAGCUACAAUCCAGGCCCUGACUCCAAGGCUGCUGGUACUUCUGAAUUCUUGAGCUCCUGCAUCAUUCCAGGGAAUGCACUGUAAUGGAAAGUGGAAGAUGGCUUAGAGAAGUCCUGGUUCCUAAUAUCACACUGGACUGUUACUCAAGUGAAUAGAAAUCUUUUCCUUGCCUGAGAGAGAAAUUCAGUGGAAAACACCAGCUUGUGUCCACCUUCUUGAGCAAGUGAACAUAUGCCUGCUCAUCUCUUCACAUAAACAGUGUCUACCACAGCAUUUGCCAAGGGAGUGAUUGCUGGACUUAAGACCAAAAACCACUUUAUGUUCUUACCAGUCUGUUGUCAUAGCACAAUAUUUAGCUGAAUUAAUUUACAUUUUUAUCUUUCCAGACUGUAUUUUCCUGAAUAAAAGUCCUUUGCCUUUUGUGUAGGUUGGAUGAUUGUAACGAUCUUAGUAUGAACAUUGUCAAAGUAACUUAUUUUUCUUAUUCUUGUGAAUGUUGUUCUCAAGUCUUUUUAGUUUUAUAUGUGCAUCUUUACCUGUAUCCUGUUUAAAAAAAAAAAAAAAGCUUUUGCAUUACAGUGGAAAUGUCCCUCUCCUUCAGGGCAGGACAGAACUUCUGACAGACCCAGAAAUCUUAUCUUAUGUAUAGAUCUCUCUCUUCUCACAGGAAGUAAGAAUUGCCUGUGUUCAUUGCCAGACUGUAGCUGACUCGUUUGAUCUCUGCCACACAAACAUUAUAUUCUCUCUUGCUUCAUGUUUUCAGGAGCCAUAUUUCUGUCAGCCAGGUAGAUAUCCAAUGCUUUCUACAACCCAGCAGCAGAACACACCUAUUCUUGGUUGGGGGUGCUCUCUUUGGUGUGUCUGCAAGCUUUCCAACACUUCAUGUGGAUCCUGAUCCUAACAACAGCAGGUGCUGUGGACUUAAUUGCUGGAUAAUGAGCCACUCAACUGCUCUCUUCUCCCUCUGUGGUAAGAAGAGAAAGAACUCAGGAGAGGAGACACUGGCCACACUGCCAAGACUCAGAGCUGGUCCAGCAUGGCAAGCAAGCAAGAACUUUCUGCCAGGCUAGAAAAGGCAAACAGCAGGCUUUCAGCAUGCUCUUAGUCAGAAGGGCCAAGGGAAAGAGGCCUUCAGUGAUUAUAGUCUUAGGAUCAGAGUGUUGUUCAAGUUGAACACCAGUCAGCUGGCAAAGUCAAUGGCAGUUCAGGGAUCCCCUCUGGACCUUGCAGCUUGCUGCCAGUGCUGCCAAACAGAGCAGCAAUCCCCCCAGAGCGGUGAUAACAGAAGUGUUUUGGUUACAUGUCCCUUGAUCUGUUUGUCAGUCCAGAGAACAGUGUUUUUCUAGAGUCUCACUGGAGGUACUGGAAUAAUUGGAAGCCCACAGAAGGUCUGCAGCUGUUGUGUGUUCUAUACUUGUGUAUAACUGGCACUUGAUUUUUUUUUUUUUCCCCCUCCAGGAACUUUUAUUGUGGAAUGUUGUGAGCUUCAGAAUUAAACUUGGUGGUUUAAUUUCUACACAGGGAAUAAACACUACCAGACUGGUUCCAUAGGUCUGAGCCCAACAACUUUCAUUUCAGCCUCUUCAGCCAAAUAUGUCUUUGACAUAUAUUGCUUGUUACAGGAAGCUUAAAACUGAUAUAUGAAAGUUAUAUAUGAUUUCUUUUUUUUCUUGGUUGUAGCAAUUGCCUUGCCAGGAUGGUAAAUAAAAUUUUAUACUUUUCUUCAUAAAUAUCAUUAUGAAAUAUUAUAGAUUUUCAGUUCUUAAAGCACUUUAGGCUUGGGUCUUCAAGGGGUUUAAUGGUUUCCCCAUCUGCUGGAUUUCAUAGUAACUUGCACACUUCACAUUUUUAGGGUUGCAAAUACCAACUUUCUCACUGAUUCCCCAAAACAGAUAAGUAGAUGUCCAAAAAAUUAAUUUUGAAUUGGUGAACUUUCCAAUUUGCUUCUUUUGGGUACUCUAUCAGGCAGCCUUAAGCAUUUAGCUCAGUCUCAAAGGCUGGAGUAAACCUCGUUCUCCAAAGUGGAGCAAACAAAACUUAGAAACUCAACUUGCCAUUUGCUUAAGGAGCUGCCAUUUCUGAGAGUGUGUCCUUGUAGAGAUACCUGAUCUCCCUUACUGCUGGGGGCCAGCACAGUGCAGCCACGAGGAGUGGGGAUGAAGAGGACCUGGCAUCUACAUGCUCUGAGGUCUCUUGGUGAUGCAGAGCAGUACAAAUGGUGACUAUCAAGAAGAGCAUUUGAAAGAACAGAAUUCAUCCAAGGGAGUAUUAGUGUGGCUGGACAUGAUGGGUCUGAACCCCUCACUUGUGGCAAAACUACUCUGAUGUCAACCUUGUCUGGCUUUUCAUGAGGGAAAUUAAGGAAACCUGAAGCCAAAAUGUUUUACUGGGUUUAGGUGCUCUAGCAGACUUGUAUUUAUUUUAAGCUGCAUUUUCACCUAUUUGUGAAGCUACAAGCUGCAGUUUCUCCCAUCUGUGUUUUUAGAGGAAUUAACAUCUUCACUCAAGGCAGAAUGGGAUACAUCUAACUAUACAAUCAUGCAUAACACACAAGACUGUAAUUUAUAUGUAAAUUUAAUAAAAUCUGUUACAUUUA
This is a messenger RNA of Cyanistes caeruleus (blue tit), 5011 nucleotides long. Its product is annotated as transmembrane protease serine 11E. Gene Ontology annotation, molecular function: serine-type endopeptidase activity. Gene Ontology annotation, cellular component: plasma membrane; extracellular region. The record is from RefSeq and is a predicted model, not a curated record. Lineage: Eukaryota; Metazoa; Chordata; Aves; Passeriformes; Paridae. Gene Ontology annotation, biological process: proteolysis.